Molecule: messenger RNA, 368 nt
Organism: Numida meleagris (helmeted guineafowl)
Lineage: Eukaryota; Metazoa; Chordata; Aves; Galliformes; Numididae
Product: cytochrome c oxidase assembly protein COX14
Exons: 2
Coding region: 128-286 (52 amino acids)
Biological process (GO): mitochondrial respiratory chain complex IV assembly
Cellular component (GO): mitochondrion
Source: RefSeq, a predicted model, not a curated record
CUCCCAGCAGGCAGCGCGGCGGCACCUCCCCCUCCCACGUGACGCGGGGAGGCGGGGCGCUGGCCGGAAGUGCGGCCCUGAGGCAGGCGCGGCGGCGGAAACGGAGCCUGCGGGUGGAGGAGCGGCCAUGGUGUCCGGCAAGCAGCUCGCUGACUUCGGCUACAAGGCCUUCUCCGGUUCCAUGGUGCUGCUGACGGCGUACGGCGGCUACCUGUGCGGCGUUCGGGCCUACCGCCUGGUGCAGAACCGCCGCGCCCGGCAGGCCUCGGCCGGCCCCGAGAGCUGAGGGCGGAAGGCUCGGGGCUGCCGCAGGACCGAGCUGUGCUCUUGGAGGGGUCCGGAGCGCAAUAAAAUCACGUGGAAACGCC